Messenger RNA from Pimephales promelas (fathead minnow), 3676 nucleotides. The record is from RefSeq and is a predicted model, not a curated record. NCBI's taxonomy places the organism in Eukaryota, Metazoa, Chordata, Actinopteri, Cypriniformes, Leuciscidae.
UUAAAAGCGCUGUUUCAAGACCGUUUCCAGCAGAGUCCAUUGUGUGAUCGCAGGCUUCAAGAUGACAGCUCGGCUUUACUCGUUGCUCGCUCUUUUAUUGUGCCCCUGUGUAUGCUGGAUGGAUAAACCAAAGCCAGGAGUGUGUCCGAAACUCCCUCCAGGAACGGUAGGACCGUGUGUCGAGUCGUGUUCCUUUGACAGUGACUGUCCGAAUGAUCAGAAAUGCUGCAGGAAUGGAUGUGGUGGACAUGCGUGUACAGCUCCAUUUAAAGAUGAACCAAAGCCAGGAGUGUGUCCCAAACUCCCUCCAGGAACGGUAGGAGCGUGUGUCGAGUCGUGUUCCUCUGACAGUGACUGUCCGAAUGAUGAGAAAUGCUGCAGUAAUGGAUGUGGACAUAUGUGUACACCGCCAUUUACAGAUAAACCAAAGCCAGGAGUGUGUCCGAAACUCCCUCCAGGAACGGUAGGAAUUUGUGUCGAGUUGUGUUCCUCUGACAGUGACUGUCCUAAUGAUCAGAAAUGCUGCAGCAAUGGAUGUGGACAUACGUGUUCAGCUCCAUUUACAGGUAAACCAAAGCCAGGAGUGUGUCCGAAACUCCCUCCAGGAACGGUAGGAGCGUGUGUCGAGUCAUGUUUCUCUGACGGUCAAUGUCCGAAUGAUGAGAAAUGCUGCAGCAAUGGAUGUGGACACAUGUGUACAGCGCCAUUUACAGAUAAACCAAAGCCAGGAGUGUGUCCCAAACUCCCUCCAGGAACGGUAGGACCGUGUGUCGAGUCGUGUUCCUUUGACAGUGACUGUCCGAAUGAUGAGAAAUGCUGCAGGAAUGGAUGUGGUGGACAUGCGUGUACAGCUCCAUUUAAAGAUGAACCAAAGCCAGGAGUGUGUCCCAAACUCCCUCCAGGAACGGUAGGAGCGUGUGCUGAGUGGUGUUCCUCUGACAGUGACUGUCCGAAUGAUGAGAAAUGCUGCAGUAAUGGAUGUGGACAUAUGUGUACAGCGCCAUUUACAGAUAAACCAAAGCCAGGAGUGUGUCCGAAACUCCCUCCAGGAACGGUAGGAAUUUGUGUCGAGUUGUGUUCCUCUGACAGUGACUGUCCGAAUGAUCAGAAAUGCUGCAGCAAUGGAUGUGGACAUACGUGUUCAGCUCCAUUUACAGGUAAACCAAAGCCGGGAGUGUGUCCGAAACUCCCUCCAGGAACGGUAGGAGCGUGUGUCGAGUCAUGUUUCUCUGACGGUCAAUGUCCAAAUGAUGAGAAAUGCUGCAGCAAUGGAUGUGGACACAUGUGUACACCGCCAUUUACAGAUAAACCAAAGCCAGGAGUGUGUCCGAAACUCCCUCCAGGAACGGUAGGAAUUUGUGUCGAGUCGUGUUCCUCUGACAGUGACUGUCCAAAUGAUGAGAAAUGCUGCAGUAAUGGAUGUGGACAUACGUGUUCAGCUCCAUUUAAAGAUAAACCAAAGCCAGGAGUGUGUCCAAACAAUAUCCCUGAAGCAGAAAGAAAAUGUUCCGAGGCGUGUUCCCAAGACAGUGAUUGUCCGAAAGAUGAGAAAUGCUGCAGCAAUGGGUGUGGGCAUCAGUGUAGGGCUCCAUAUAAAGCAAAGCCAGGAGUGUGUCCAGUUAUACCCCUUGGAGAUGUGUGUAAGAAUUCAUGCGACGAUGACAGUGACUGUCCAACCAUUGAGAAAUGCUGCAGCAAUGCAUGUGGACGUCAGUGUUGGGCUCCAAUCAUAGAUAAACCAAAGCCAGGAGUGUGUCCGAAACUCCCUCCAGGAACGGUAGGACUGUGUGUCGAGUCGUGUUCCUUUGACAGUGACUGUCCGAAUGAUGAGAAAUGCUGCAGGAAUGGAUGUGGUGGACAUGCGUGUACAGCUCCAUUUAAAGAUGAACCAAAGCCAGGAGUGUGUCCCAAACUCCCUCCAGGAACGGUAGGACUGUGUGUCGAGUCGUGUUUCUCUGACAGUGACUGUCCAAAAGAUGAGAAAUGCUGCAGUAAUGGAUGUGGACAUGUGUGUUCAGCUCCAUUUACAGGUAAACCAAAGCCAGGAGUGUGUCCGAAACUCCCUCCAGGAACGGUAGGAGCGUGUGUCGAGUCAUGUUUCUCUGACGGUCAAUGUCCGAAUGAUGAGAAAUGCUGCAGCAAUGGAUGUGGACACAUGUGUACACCGCCAUUUACAGAUAAACCAAAGCCAGGAGUGUGUCCAAAACUCCCUCCAGGAACGGUAGGAAUUUGUGUCGAGUUGUGUUCCUCUGACAGUGACUGUCCUAAUGAUCAGAAAUGCUGCAGCAAUGGAUGUGGACAUACGUGUUCAGCUCCUUUUACAGGUAAACCAAAGCCGGGAGUGUGUCCGAAACUCCCUCCAGGAACGGUAGGAGCGUGUGUCGAGUCAUGUUUCUCUGACGGUCAAUGUCCGAAUGAUGAGAAAUGCUGCAGUAAUGGAUGUGGACACAUGUGUACACCGCCAUUUACAGAUAAACCAAAGCCAGGACUGUGUCCGAAACUCCCUCCAGGAACGGUAGGAAUUUGUGUCGAGUUGUGUUCCUCUGACAGUGACUGUCCAAAAGAUGAGAAAUGCUGCAGCAAUGGAUGUGGACAUGCGUGUUCAGCUCCAUUUAAAGAUAAACCAAAGCCAGGAGUGUGUCCAAACAAUAUCCCUGAAGCAGAAAGAAAAUGUUCCGAGGCGUGUUCCCAAGACAGUGAUUGUCCGAAAGAUGAGAAAUGCUGCAGUAAUGGGUGUGGGCAUCAGUGUAGGGCUCCAUAUAAAGCAAAGCCAGGAGUGUGUCCAGUUAUACCCCUUGGAGAUGUGUGUAAGAAUUCAUGCGACGAUGACAGUGACUGUCCAACCAUUGAGAAAUGCUGCAGCAAUGCAUGUGGACGUCAGUGUUGGGCUCCAAUCAUAGAUAAACCAAAGCCAGGAGUGUGUCCGAAACUCCCUCCAGGAACGGUAGGAAUUUGUGUCGAGUUGUGUUCCUCUGACAGUGACUGUCCGAAUGAUCAGAAAUGCUGCAGUAAUGGAUGUGGACAUACUUGUUCAGCUCCAUUUACAGAUAAACCAAAGCCAGGAGUGUGUCCAAACAAUAUCCCUGAAGCAGAAAGAAAAUGUUCCGAGGCGUGUUCCCAAGACAGUGAUUGUCCGAAAGAUGAGAAAUGCUGCAGCAAUGGGUGUGGGCGUCAGUGUAGGGCUCCAUAUACAGCAAAGCCAGGAGUGUGUCCCGUUAUACCCCUUGGAGGAGUGUGUAAGGAUUCAUGCGUCGAUGACAGUGACUGUGCGGACAAAGACAAAUGCUGCAGCAAUGCAUGUGGACGUCAGUGUUGGCCUCCAACCAUAGUUAAACCAAAGCCAGGAGUGUGUCCAAGCAAACUCGGUGCAAUUACAGAGUGUGACAAGCCAUGCUCCUCUGACAGUGACUGUCCGGGCAAAGACAAAUGCUGCAGCACUAGAUGUGGACGACAAUGUGUGACGCCUGGUAGAUGUUUGGGACCGCGUUCGCCUCUUUGCCGAGAAGUAGAUCCAUGAUGGCCAAUGUCCUGCCAGACAGAAGUGUUACCCGACCACCUGUGGCCAUGCUUGCAGUUAACAGUGCUGAUGAUUUAGCCUUUGGAAAGAAUCCUCUGAGAUUGAUUUUCGGAUUAUGUACUGUACUUGAGGAAUUCUCAGCAAAUAAAAAUGUUUAGU